Asparagus officinalis (garden asparagus) is the source of this 2607-nucleotide messenger RNA. RefSeq names its product phosphatidylinositol 4-kinase gamma 4-like. Lineage: Eukaryota; Viridiplantae; Streptophyta; Magnoliopsida; Asparagales; Asparagaceae. The transcript has 2 exons. Bases 662 to 2404 code for a protein of 580 amino acids. Gene Ontology annotation, molecular function: protein binding. The record is from RefSeq and is a predicted model, not a curated record.
UAACGUUUGGUCGGGUCCAAGCGUAUAUACUGCCGUCUCCUCGGACGUCGACUUCUCCUCCUCCGAGCCCUCCUCAACCCUCUUAUUUGUUCCGCAAGACUUUUCCAUUUUCUCCUUUUUUAGGGUUCAAUUAGUUGCAAAAAUUACGAAAAGUUAGCAGUAAAGCUCGGGCCUUUGGAAUCGAUCAGAGGUUUUAACAGUUAGAAGGAGAGGAAAUCGAUUCCACUGUCGAUCGGUCGAUCUUCUCUAUAACUGUUUUAGCCCUCUUUGUCUUUCACCGAUUUUUUUAUUUAUUUUUAAUUUCUUUAAAUUCUCUGGUGGAACCCUAAUUCCUUUAAGGGUUCGUUUCAGAAUCUUGGGAUUAGGGUUUCUUUCAUCCCAAGUUCUGAUUUUCUCUUUAAAUGCUUGAUGGGUCUCUAGAUUUUCGAGAAUAUUAGGUUUUUUUUUCUGUAGUAUUCCCUCUCUUUUGAUUUCUUACUGGAAGCAAAAGGGUAAAAUUCCUUCAAGGGUUCGUUUCAGAAUAUUGGGAUAAAGGUUUCUGUCCUCCCAAGUUCUGAACUUGAUGGAUUUAUAGAUUUUAGAUCUUUUUAGUUUUUUUCUGUAAUUUUUUUUUUCUUUAGAUUUCUCGUUAGAAGAAGAAAUAGUGUAGAAAAAGAUCAAGAUGUCUUCAGCUGGAGUUGCUGCUUUGUGUUUAAGCCCAAUCCUGGAGAACCCAAAUCUUUCUCCGAUACGAUUCGAUGGCAGCAGAUCUCCUCACUGCUUGCCCGAUUCGAUCCUCAUCUUUCUCUCAGUCCCGGGUUCAUCCGUGAUCCCAAUGCAGGUCCAUGAGUACGAUUCGAUCGCCUCGGUCAAGCUCCGUAUUCAGAGCUGCAAGGGUUUUGUCGUCAACAAGCAAAAACUCGUCUUUGAUGGCAGAGAGUUAGCGAGGAACAACUGCAAGGUUCGAGAUUACGGAGUCUCAGAUGGAAAUGUGCUUCAUCUCGUCAUCCGGCUCUCUGAUCUUCGGGUGAUCACUGUGAAGACUGCUUGUGGGAAGAAAUUCAAGUUUCAGGUUGAGUGCAAUCGAAAUGUUGGGUACAUUAAGCAUCAGAUUGCAAAGAAGGGGAAGGAUUUCUUGGAUCUCGAAGAGCAAAGAUUGAUUUGUGAUGGUGAGGAGCUUGAUGAUCAGAGGAUCAUCAAUGAUGUGUUUAAGAAAGACAAGGAUGCUGUCAUUCAUUUGCUCGUGAGGAAAUCGGCAAAGAUUAGGACCAAACAAGUUGAGAAGGAUUUCGAGCUGUCAAUUGUAGCUGAAGAAGAACCUAAGGUUGUUGAUAGGAAAUUUGAAGAGUCGAAUAUAGUUAACAAGAAAGUUGUCGAUACAAAUGUGUGGAUAGAACCUGUGAUUGUUAACCCCAAGGUUGAGAUUUCUCCAGGGAUUGAAGAUUUGUUGAAGUCUACAUUUGCUGGAUUAGAGAAGGGGAACUUGCCUGUUAUAUCCUCUGAAGGAUCAGGGGGAGCUUACUUUAUGCAGGAUGAAUCCGGGCUUAAGUACAUUGCUGUGUUCAAACCAAUAGAUGAGGAGCCAAUGGCUGAGAACAAUCCCCGUGGGCUUCCAUUGUCUUUGGAUGGUGAAGGGCUGAAGAGGGGAACAAGAGUAGGUGAAGGUGCAUUAAGAGAGGUUGCUGCGUAUGUUCUUGAUCAUCCAAUUGAUGGGCGCAGGUUGUUCCUUUCUGAUGAAAUAGGCUUCUCUGGUGUUCCACCGACUGUGAUGGCUAAGUGUUUGAAGAGUUGUUUCGGUUCUUAUGACGGUUAUGGGGAAAAGGGUUACAAGAUUGGAUCUAUGCAGAUGUUUGUGAAGAAUCAUGGGAGUUGCGAGGAUAUAGGUCCUCGGGCAUUUCCUGUGGAGGAGGUACAUAAGAUAUCGGUUUUGGAUAUAAGAUUGGCGAAUGCAGAUCGUCAUGCUGGAAAUAUUUUAGUUCACAAAGAAGGGGAAGAAGGACGUAUUAUGCUGAUACCUAUUGAUCAUGGAUAUUGCUUGCCUGAGAAUUUUGAGGAUUGCACCUUCGAAUGGCUCUACUGGCCUCAAGCCCGUCAACCUUUCAACUCAGAAACUCUGAGGUACAUAAAAUCUCUUGAUGCAGAAGAAGACAUCAAUCUCCUCAAAUUCUACGGAUGGGAGCUGUCCCUAGAAUGCUCGCGCACUUUGCGCAUCUCAACAAUGCUCCUGAAGAAGGGAGCAAAGAGAGGUCUCACUCCCUUUGACAUUGGAAGCAUACUGUGCAGAAAAACUCUGAAGAAGGAAUCAAUUAUUGAGGAGAUUGUCCGUGAGGCUAAGGAUUCUGUGAUUCCAGGCACCAGCGAGACUGCGUUUUUGGAGUCGGUCUCUGAGAUCAUGGAUCGUCGUCUUGACGAGCUGAAGCUAUAGAGGAGGGGGUGGUAAUGGUUCGUUGUCAGUAUUAUGGUAUAAUAUAAUAUAAAUAUAUAAAUAAAAUAGCCUGGUUCAUCCGCGAUUCCUGUAUUUGUGUUGUUUGAUAGAUGGAUUUGGAGGUGUUUGUAGUUGUAAGUAUUUGUGGACAGUUUCCUAUCUGUUUGUUAAAUAAAUAGAUGGUUAUUUUUUGUAGUUCUUCA